Molecule: messenger RNA, 546 nt
Organism: Plasmodium malariae
Lineage: Eukaryota; Apicomplexa; Aconoidasida; Haemosporida; Plasmodiidae
Product: ras-related protein Rab-5C, putative
Exons: 8
Molecular function (GO): GTPase activity; GTP binding
Source: RefSeq, a predicted model, not a curated record
GGAGAUACAUCCGUUGGAAAGUCAUGCAUUGUUGUAAGGUUUGCAAAGAAUGAAUUUUAUGAGUAUCAAGAGUCAACUAUUGGUGCGGCUUUUAUGACCCAGUUAAUUGACAUUGGAGAGUGCACAAUUAAAUUUGAAAUAUGGGACACAGCAGGGCAAGAAAGGUACAGAAGUUUGGCACCAAUGUAUUAUAGAGGCGCAUCAGCAGCCGUUAUAGUUUAUGAUAUAACAAAUAAAAAGUCCUUUGAGGGGGCGAAAGGAUGGAUACAUGAACUAAAAUCAGUGCAUUCAAACGAUAUUAUCAUAGCCUUAGCCGGUAACAAAAACGACUUGGAAAGCAACAGAGUUGUAGAUAGAGAACUAGCUGAAUCUUUUGCAAACAGUAACAACAUAUUGUUCAUCGAAACCUCAGCAAAAACGGGGAAUAAUGUAAACGAGUUAUUUUUAAGAAUAGCCAAAAAGUUACCACUUCAUAAGAAAGAGCAAGACAAAUUCACAGGAAUUCAGAUCAACAACACAGAAGAAACAAAAAAAAAAUGCUGUUAG